Messenger RNA from Scleropages formosus (Asian bonytongue), 3372 nucleotides. RefSeq names its product serine/threonine-protein kinase PAK 1-like. Gene Ontology annotation, molecular function: ATP binding; protein serine/threonine kinase activity. Gene Ontology annotation, biological process: protein phosphorylation. NCBI's taxonomy places the organism in Eukaryota, Metazoa, Chordata, Actinopteri, Osteoglossiformes, Osteoglossidae. Bases 406 to 2049 code for a protein of 547 amino acids. The record is from RefSeq and is a predicted model, not a curated record. The transcript is spliced from 16 exons.
CGUAAACCGUGAUAACGCCAUCUUCCGUCGGUCCUGUCAGCUCCGCGGAAGGAGUGACUGCUCCCCAGCAGGUCCGCCUUCCCCGGCAGGCUGGCAUUGUGCUGGGCGGGUGUUGCUAUGUGUAGCACUUCAGACUGGGAACCAAGGAAGGCUUUCUUUCUGGGGGAGAAGCGGCCAAGUUUUGCGCUGAAGCUGAGCAGAGGUGAACAGGUAGAGCGGAUUGCGCUCAUCAGAAAAAUACGCUGAAGGAGCUUUGUUUGCCGGGGUUUGAUGGGGAAAAGGCGUUUAAUUAAAGGUUGCUCCUUCUAAGAACUUGUCAGCAGCAGCAUGUUGGAAAGCUGUGUGACUGCUUGAUGAAGCAGACAGAGACUAACCCUGUGAUCGGCUGUGCACAUCUGUGCAAAAAUGGCUGAUGUUGGAGAGUUGGAGGACAGGCCUCCGGCCCCACCCCUACGAAACACCAGUGCCAAGGAUUCAAUCCCCUCCGGCCACAGCGCCAGACCCCUACCUCCAAACCCGGAGGACAAGAAGAGAAAGGACCGCUCCAUCCGCUCCAUCCUUACUGGGGGAGGUGACAAGACCAACAGGAGGAAGGAGCGUCCUGAGAUAUCUCUGCCCUCGGAUUUCGAGCACACAAUCCACGUAGGCUUUGACGCAGUCACUGGAGAGUUCACUGGCAUGCCUGAGCAGUGGGCCCGACUUCUCCAGACCUCCAACAUCACCAAGCUGGAGCAGAAGAAAAACCCCCAGGCUGUCCUGGAUGUUCUGAAAUUCUACGAUUCCAAGGAGACAUCCAACAGCCAGAAGUACAUGAGCUUCACAGAUAAAACAUCUGACAGCUGCAACUCAUCUAAUGAUCUGACUGGAAAGGUCCUAUCCGAGAACAUCCCCAUUGCCACUUUCUCUGAAGAUGAUGAUGACGAUGAUGAAACAAUUCUGCCACCUGUGAUAGCUCCACGGCCAGAACACACCAAGUCUAUAUACACUCGCUCAGUGAUUGAGCCCCAUCCGGCCCCCUCCACCAAAGAUGCUGCCACCUCUCCCACUUUGCCAACCACGGGGACCAGCAGUCCAAUCCAUACUUCUUCCUGCUCUUCUCCCUUGGCCUCGGCACAGCAGUCACGCGGCGUUGACAAGGCCCGGAAGAAGAAAAUGUCCGAUGAGGAGAUCCUGGACAAACUGCGCAGCAUUGUCAGUGUGGGAGACCCCAAAAAGAAGUAUACACAUUUUGAGAAGAUUGGCCAGGGGGCAUCCGGGACGGUGUACACUGCUGUAGACAUUGCCACGGGGCAGGAGGUGGCCAUCAAACAGAUGAACUUACAGCAGCAACCUAAAAAGGAGCUGAUCAUCAACGAGAUUCUGGUCAUGAGGGAAAACAAAAAUGUGAAUAUUGUCAACUACCUUGACAGUUACCUAGUGGGGGAUGAGCUUUGGGUGGUGAUGGAGUACCUUGCUGGAGGCUCGCUAACUGAUGUGGUGACUGAGACGUGCAUGGAUGAAGGACAGAUUGCAGCAGUGUGCCGUGAGUGUCUGCAAGCCUUGGAGUUCCUGCACUCAAAUCAAGUGAUCCACCGGGACAUCAAGAGUGACAACAUCCUUUUGGGCAUGGACGGAUCCGUCAAGCUCACGGAUUUUGGCUUCUGCGCCCAGAUAACCCCAGAACAGAGCAAGCGCAGCACCAUGGUUGGAACACCUUACUGGAUGGCCCCCGAGGUUGUAACCCGGAAGGCGUAUGGCCCCAAGGUUGACAUCUGGUCUCUAGGCAUCAUGGCCAUAGAGAUGGUGGAGGGGGAGCCCCCAUACCUAAAUGAGAAUCCACUCAGGGCACUGUACCUCAUUGCCACCAAUGGCACGCCAGAGCUGCAGAACCCAGAGAGGCUGUCUGCUACGUUUCGCGACUUCCUGCGGCGCUGUCUUGAGAUGGAUGUGGAGAGGAGGGGCUCAGCCAAGGAGCUCUUGCAGCACCGGUUCCUGAAGGCAGCCAAGCCCCUGUCUAGCCUCACCCCCCUCAUUCUAGCAGCGAAAGAGGCGGCUAAGAACAAUCGCUAGUAACUCCAUCACCCCAGUGAUGGACUGACCUCUUCUGACAGCCCGUCCCUCAUCCUCAGUGCCACACCUGACCUGCCUCUACUCUCUCAGGUUCCCUGAGUGGCACUGGGCAGACCAUUGGCAUCCAAGCAGGCUCUAAGACAUUGAGCAGAAAGGAAACAAACAUUUUCCAGCAUAUUUACUCUUCUUUUGGCCUUAAAUGGAAGAUAAUUUAACUGGACUGCUGUUCAAGUUAACAGCAAUUUAUGCCACCAUAGCUCUCCUUAGUUGCAAUUACACAAAGGAUUAAUGGUAAAGCAGUUAAGUAGCAGAUGUAUAAUGGUAGAUUUUUUUUUUUUCUGAACUUUAGCUUUACAUUCAAAGUUCAUCUCAGUCAAAGAAAAUAUACAAAGUACUGUUAAUGCAGUAUUUAUAUUUACAGCUGUUUCCAAGGAUAAAUAUGCUUAAUCCUUGUUACCUUUUAUUUAAAAAGAGUAAAGACAUUGCUUUAGAAGGAUCUUCCCACAUCUCAGAUGGACCAUGUCUUCAGCCAAAACAGACUGCACAGUUGUACAGAUGGAUCAUUUGAAUGUCUUAGCACUUGUUUGUUAUCUGUCUUUGAAGCUUUGUCAUGAAAGCUUUUCUACAUCGCCGAAAAUCACACAGAAGACCUAGAAUACUUAAUUUACAUUUAUAUUGCUUAGCAGAUCCUUUUAUUGUAAACAACCCCACUGCAGGACAAACCCCACCUAGAUUGAGGAGGAUUGAACAAAGGCACACACCUCCACUCCUUUCUGUGGUGUGAGCCACCUGGUUCUUUUCAUUCUGCACCCUACUGGCUUCAAUGGGCGAAGUAACGCUUUUGGAGGGUGGUGAGCUCUGUUCAAUCAGUUUGAUCUAUAGUCCUGCUGGUGCCAGCUGACCACAGGUGUCACUGUGAAUAACAGAUGUGAGAGAGAUGGAACAAUGACAUCUGCCAAAGGAACAUGAGCUCAUUUGAUCCCUGGACCUACUCCCCUCAGAUGGCUGGCAUGAGGAGCACAGUCAUUUACUAAAGCACCAUACACCUUCAGAAACUCCAUCCUUGACCACUGCUGCACUUAGCACAUCAUAUUUAUUUUAUCUGUUUAAUCAUCUUGAGUGGAACUAAAGCAUUAAUUUCUGUUGGUCAUGGUUGGUGUGAUUGUAUAAUAUUCUCCAGCUUGCAUUCUUCUGGAAAAUGAUUCUUGUCAAGCCCCUUAUGAUAAAUUACUUGUAAAAAUAAAAGUUGGUUAUGCCAUGGUUAUGCCAUUUAAACUGUCUCAACAGGAAAUUUUUGUAGCUACUUUUUUUUUUAUCCUGAAA